GGUGGUUGAUUGUUGAUCUGCAGGACUGACGAGUUCCUGCUUUCAACCCUGGGGUUUCCUUUUCACGAGUGCGAAAACGACACAGUAGGCUCGGAUUUUCAGUUGACGGUCUCCAAUAUGGCCUUCCGCGCUGUGAUACGGCCUCUCCGGUCGCUUGGGAUUGCAAAGCUCCCGGUGCAACAAGCACGAUGGCUCGCGACUCCGGUUCAUCCGAUUACACAGGAUUCUUCUCGGGGGCCGACCGCCAUGGUCUUCCUCAACAUGGGUGGUCCUUCAACAGUCGAUGAAGUGGGCGACUUCUUAAGCCGACUAUUUGCCGACGGCGAUCUUAUUCCCCUGGGCCGCCUGCAGGGUUACCUCGGCCCACUCAUCUCAAAGCGGCGCACGCCCAAGAUUCAGAAACAGUACGCCGCCAUUGGCGGCGGCUCGCCCAUCCGCAAGUGGUCCGAGUACCAGUGCGCCGAGAUGUGCAAGAUGCUCGACAAAUUGUCGCCCGAGACGGCGCCGCACAAGCCCUACGUUGCCUUCCGCUACGCGAACCCGCUCACCGAGGACACGUACCGGCAGUUGCUGACCGACGGGUUCGGCAACGGCCGCGGCGGGCGCGCCGUCGCCUUUACCCAAUACCCUCAGUACUCCUGCUCGACGACGGGCAGCAGCCUGAACGAGCUGUGGAAGUGGCGCCAGCGGCUCGAGGGCAAGGCCGGCGCGCUGGACGACGGGACCGACGGGACCAUCAAGUGGAGCGUCAUUGACCGGUGGCCGGCGCAUCCCGGCCUGGUCGAAGCCUUUGCGCAGAAUAUAGAGACCAAAUUGCUGGAGUAUCCCGAGGAGAGGCGGGACAAGGUUGUAUUGCUUUUUUCAGCGCACAGUCUGCCCAUGACAGUGGUAAAUAGGGGCGAUCCGUACCCCGCCGAGGUAGCCGCCACGGUCCACGCCGUCAUGAAGCGGUUGAACUUUGUCAACCCCUGGCGGCUAUGCUGGCAGUCACAAGUCGGUCCCCAGCCAUGGCUUGGGCCCCAGACCUCCAGUACGGUGGAGAAUUACAUCGCCCAGGGCCAGAAGGACCUACUACUCAUCCCGAUCGCAUUUACGUCCGACCACAUCGAGACGCUGUACGAGCUCGACGAGGAGGUCAUUGGCGAAUCAGGGCAUGCCGACACUGUCAAGCGCGUCGAGAGCUUGAACGGCAGCCCAGUAUUCAUCGAGGCCCUUGCCAACUUGGCCAAAUUGCACCUGGACAGCAGAAUCGCUUGCUCGUCGCAGAUGGGCCUGAGGUGUCCGGGUUGCAAGAGCGACCGGUGUUUGGAGUCCAAGAAGUUCUUUGCCAGCCAGCAGGUAUGAUCGGUUGCGACGGCUUGAAAAUGUGCGUUAUGCUGCAGCGGGUACAUACGGUGUCACUGGAAGUGAAUCGCGUUUGGGGUGUGUCUAAAAGAACAAGCGCCUGACUAUGGGUAUGGUUGACUUCGUCAACAAAGUUCUCGUCACAUGUGCUGGUGAAGCCAAGCGAGCCGCACACUACGUUAUCCCGUCGCGCGUGGCCUUCGGCUCGGCUGAGAGACCAGCGGUUGCGUCAACCAAGUGAUGAUUCGUUGGGC
Molecule: messenger RNA, 1598 nt
Organism: Parathielavia appendiculata
Lineage: Eukaryota; Fungi; Ascomycota; Sordariomycetes; Sordariales; Chaetomiaceae
Product: ferrochelatase
Exons: 3
Coding region: 118-1344 (408 amino acids)
Biological process (GO): heme biosynthetic process
Cellular component (GO): mitochondrion
Molecular function (GO): protoporphyrin ferrochelatase activity
Source: RefSeq, a predicted model, not a curated record